AUGGAAACCCAACAUAAAAUUAGUUCAGCGGAAAAAAGAAAAAAAACGGAGAACAGUGGAGAAGAUAAUAGUGAAGAGAGUUUUACAACAGUUACAAGGAGAAAACCAAAAUGUCGUAGGAGUGAUUUAACAAAAAGUGCCGACAAUAAUCAACUCAUUGACGCAUUGACAACGCCGUUAGAAAUGCAACGCUUAGAAGAAUAUUAUGAAGUUUGUAUUACAUCUUUGCAAUGCCUUCCUAAACAAAUAGGUUUGGCCAAACUACUUAAGUCAGAAAAUAUUAUUAACAUUAUGAAAAUUCAGUAUAAAAGCCCGUAUAAGGUUUUGGUUCAAUUCCAGAAGUUAGAAGAUGCUUAUCAUCUAAUAAAUUGUAAAAAGAUUUUAGAUUUGGGUUAUCAUUGUCGUAUUGUGAAUGAGACACACUUAUCUUUUGGAGUUGUAAAAGGAAUUGAUAUAGGAAUUGAAGAACAAGAAAUUUUAGAAAAUUUGACCUCAUCAUGUGAAAUUUCGUCUGUGAAAAGACUCAAACGCUUAGAUAUAAAUGGGAUUCUUAGCAAAAAAGAAAAGUCCAUUGUUGCAACCGAGUCAGCUACGUUAAAUAAUGAAGAAGUGACAAGAAUGGAAACUGACGCAUGUACAGAAAAACAAGAGGAGAAACAAAAGAUAUCUAAGAUAUGGGUAAUUAUUAAAAGGGUAAAAGAAAUUCUGUUCUCUGAAAGCAAAGUAGAAGAAAAGAUUCUCGAUAUUGUUAAAAAGCAAAAGGAAGACGUAUUAAAGAGUUUUCGGUUGGAGCCAGUAACAAUUUGUUUUGAUUCGGUCCUAGCUGGCAACCCGAAAUCUAUAGAGAGCCGCGAUACGAUAAGAUACGAAGUACUAAAAAAAUGGGAAAAGAACACCAUUAAAGAAGGAAUCAAAAGUUCUGUCACGCUGUAA
Messenger RNA from Parnassius apollo (apollo), 933 nucleotides. The record is from the annotation of a GenBank genome assembly. NCBI's taxonomy places the organism in Eukaryota, Metazoa, Arthropoda, Insecta, Lepidoptera, Papilionidae.